Somion occarium is the source of this 1504-nucleotide messenger RNA. The record is from the annotation of a GenBank genome assembly. NCBI's taxonomy places the organism in Eukaryota, Fungi, Basidiomycota, Agaricomycetes, Polyporales, Cerrenaceae.
GACCCUAACCAGGCGACACCAGAUGAUAUCACAGCUUCUGAUUCUAGCCACCAUGUCGUUGCUACAGUACAUUUCAGUGGUUCAAACGUUCAACGUUCAAUACCCACCAUAUACUCACCUUCGCUUGAACUACAACACUAUCAGACAAUAUUCACUCGACAUACAGGAUACUUUAUAGAGGCUUGAGGAGAACAGCGAUGCCAGUACCCAAACAGAUAAUCGAACAAAUUAAGAAGCUUAUCCCGCCUCUGAAUGGUUCACUACACAAAGGACAGUCCGGACGAGUUGGUGUGCUGGGGGGUGCUCUUGACUAUACAGGGGCGCCGUUCUUCGCUGCAAUGUCAGCCCAACGAAUUGGAGCCGACUUGUCCCAUGUCAUUUGUUCCCCUACUGCCGCUGGCGCGAUCAAGUCGUAUUCGCCAGACUUGAUCGUACACCCGAUCUUACAUGAGAAUCAAACGAUAGACAACUUGACACCAACGUUGUCAAGUCUUCUUUCGCGGUUACAUGUACUUGUCGUUGGGCCGGGGCUUGGACGCGAAGACUACAUGCAGAAAUUCGCAAGGUUGGCUGUCAACCUUGCCAAAGACCAGGGGAUGUACAUCGUGAUGGACGCGGAUGCACUACUACUCGUUGGAAGUGACCACUCGCUCGUCAAAGGCUACAGACGAGUGAUCCUCACGCCAAACGUCGUGGAGUUCAAGCGCCUCAGUGAGACAGUGGACAUCGAUCCUAAGAUACCUCCAGAGGACCGUGCCGCUCAUGUGUCCCGUGCACUCGGUGGAGUGACCAUAGUAGAGAAGGGCGCUCACGAUAUAAUUUGUACAAAUACUGGCGCUGCGACUGAGGAAGAUGCUAAGCUCAGUAGGGUACAACCAGGAGAAUCCACAGAAGAACAGGUCAUUGUAGACGUUCCCGGCGGUUUGAAACGAUGCGGCGGUCAAGGGGAUAUUCUCGGUGGUUGCAUUGGUACGAUUUUGGCUUGGGGGAAAUGCUUUGAAGAAGGUGCUUUCGGAGAUAAGGAUGUUCCAGUUUCUCGCAUUCCGCUGUUAGCUGCUACUGGGGGUUCGAUGGUAACGCGGACCGCCUCCAGGAGAGCUUUCGCAAAACAGGGACGCAGCGUCGUUACGGAGGACAUGCUUCCUGAGAUUGGGGGUGCGUUUGCAGAGCUAUUCGGAGCGGAAGGUGAGAAAGGUUGGGGUUCGAGCAACCCAGAAGGUAAAUUGUAUACUGUUACACGAUAUAGGAACUCAUUGUCUCUUUGUGUGGAAGAGUAGUGUACGGCCUAUAGCGACAAAUCAAGCUUUCAACUAACUUACUGACGCAUCAAAUAGGCUGCAUAUAGUAUGUUUCAAUACGGUUGUUCGUAUGUUCGUAUAUUACUAUUCAUACAUAUACAAAACGUCUAGAGAAUCUACAGCGGCCCAGCAACCUUCCUCCAACCCAAGCAAGCAGGCAGGCAGCAGAAAGAAUGAAGAAGAGGUAACAAAAAGGUAUAUAUACC